Molecule: messenger RNA, 2220 nt
Organism: Clupea harengus (Atlantic herring)
Lineage: Eukaryota; Metazoa; Chordata; Actinopteri; Clupeiformes; Clupeidae
Product: meteorin-like protein
Biological process (GO): positive regulation of brown fat cell differentiation; energy homeostasis
Molecular function (GO): hormone activity
Source: RefSeq, a predicted model, not a curated record
GCUCCUGGAGGAAACAGCCGCAUGGGCGUGGUUUAGUAGCCCUAUCGGCCCUCGGGGGAAGGCGUGACGCGCGCCUGAGCUCGAGCCUGGUGGAGUUUACGAGCUCUCAAAACUUCCUCUCCCUCGGUCGACACGCUCACUCCGCCGAGGCGAACGACACUGAUGAGAAACUAAGUGAGAGAGAACGGGAUGGGCAGACCUACGUGUGUUUACGUCUUCCACUUCUUACUAUCCUGCAGCGGUGCUUCAGAAUAACAUGUCGUUUUCUUUGGAUUGCAAACAACGCUCCCUUGUGUGGAUUUAAAUCAACGUUACUUUCCGUGGACAAAACGACGGUUAGACUCAUAGAGGAACGGAGUAAAUAAUGUUUGUCUUAGUCUUCGUGUAUGCUGUCAGCGCUGCACUGCUGUGGCCAGCGAGCAGCGCUCAGUAUUCCAGCGACCAGUGCAACUGGAAGGGAAGCGGUCUGACGCACGAGGCCCACACGCGCGACGUGGAGCAGGUCUACCUGCGCUGCUCCCAAGGUUCCCUGGAGUGGCUCUACCCCACCGGCGCCCUGGUGGUCAACCUGCGCCCCAACCUCCCCCCUUCCUCCUCCUCCUCCUCCUCCUCCUCCUCGAGGCUCCGGGUCUGCCUGAAGCCCCAGACGGACUCCCAGGGCUCCAUGGUGUACCUGGAGAGGGGGGGCCGGCUGAAGCUGCUGCUGGGGCCGGAGGAGCAGGCGCUGGGGGCCGUGAGGUGCUUCCGCCUCGACGACGGGGCGCUGUUCGUGGAGGCGCUGCCUCACAGCGACAUCGGGCGCAGGACCACCGCCUUCGCCUACGAGAUGAGGGUGGAGGAGCAGGAGGAGACGGAGGAGGGAGGAGAGCACACGGAUGCAGCUCUCUGUCGCCCAUGCAGUGAUGAAGAGGUCCUGAUGGCUGUGUGCACCAGUGACUUUGCUGGCCGUGGCAGUCUCCAGCCAUUGGGCGAGCGGGAGGCGCCCCCUGGUGGUCGGUGGCUGAAGGUGUCUCUGAGCCGACUCUACCGCCAGAAGACCCGCAUCUUCACCUCCUCGGGGGGCGGGGCUCGCGCCCGCAGAGCCUGGACGGGUCACGUCCGAGCCCCGCCCCACUGCCCCGUCUCCCUGGGCGACGGCGGCACCGGAGGAGGAGGAGGAGAAGGAGGAGGAGGAGACUACCUGCUGACAGGCGCAGUGCGAUUGGGCGAGGCCUGGCUGGGGUGUGUCCCGCGCUAUCAGGACUUCCUGCAGAUGUACCGGGCCGCCCAGGCCAGGGGCACCAACCCCUGCAGCAUAGACACGGACUGAGGAAAGGGGAACUACGGUGGCCCGAGGGGGCCAAAAAACAACCCCUGCAGCAUAGAUACGGACUGAGGAAAGGGGAACUACGGUGGCCCGAGGGGCCCAAAAAUGUGCAGCAUUAACACAGAUUGAUGGCGUCCAGUUACAGAUGGAUACAAAGUGGGGCAUGACUACAGCAGCCCUAGAGAUAUUCAGCAUAGAUACACACCGACUACAGGGGCCCAAGUGGGCCAAAAAUGGACACAGAUUGAAGGUGUGCAUGAGUACAGUAUGAAUAUAGACUUAGGGAGAACUACGGUGGCAUAGCAGGUCCAAAAAUGUGUUUGAUUGAAGUGAACUGAACUUGAGUCAAACCAGGGCCCUGAAACACACCCUCAUGGCCACUGGAGGCGCUGUGGUGCCCACCUGGUCAGAGGAGAAGAGAAGAUGGCGACUGACAGCUGGGCAUGACAUGAGAUAAGAUGCCCCACUCAUAACAUGGUCUUCACUACGCUGCGUUGUGUGUGCUAGUGUGUGUGUGUGUGUGCGUGUGCGUGUGUAUGUAUAUGUGUGUGUGUGUGUCUGUCUGUGCAUGAGAUAAAAUGCCCCACUCAUGACACAGCCUUCACUAUGCUACAUUGUGUGUGUUGUGUGUGUGUGUAUGUGUGUGUGUGUGUGUGUGUGUGAGAGUGUGUGGCUGGCUGUAUGCAUGUGUGAGUGUGUGAGUGUAUGUGUGUGUGCGUACUUGGCUUGCACACGCCUAGUGUGUAGUAGCAAACGUGUUUCUGUAAAGGAAUAUUUCCCCUGCUCUUAUGAAGAGCUUCAUGUACAGUAGUAUGGUCAUUUCUCUUGACUGCAGUUUGUGUGCGUGUGUGUGUGUGUGUGUGUGUGAGCAUGUGUGUGUUGUACCUGUGAGUGUACAUGUGUGUGCGUGUGUG